AUGACGCAAUGCAGAAAUAAGUUAGCAAGCGGGUACUCGUCGGGGGGGAAAUACAAGGGGCAAUGGGCGAACAAAAGCCCAGAACAGCAACAAAUGGUAGCGACCAUGCACAGGCGCACGGGUAGGGAACACGGACAACCAAAGAAUUAAAAACAGGGAGAUUACAUGGGGGCACAGGCCAGUGGGUAACAGAACAUGGAUGAAAACAACAACUCCUGUGAUAACGAGAAUGGGAGCGAGCUGGGAGCGGAGCGGCCAG
Messenger RNA from Laccaria bicolor S238N-H82, 259 nucleotides. RefSeq lists its product as uncharacterized. NCBI's taxonomy places the organism in Eukaryota, Fungi, Basidiomycota, Agaricomycetes, Agaricales, Hydnangiaceae. The transcript has a single exon. The record is from RefSeq and is a predicted model, not a curated record. Bases 1 to 150 code for a protein of 49 amino acids.